Molecule: messenger RNA, 2434 nt
Organism: Megalopta genalis
Lineage: Eukaryota; Metazoa; Arthropoda; Insecta; Hymenoptera; Halictidae
Product: CXXC-type zinc finger protein 1
Biological process (GO): positive regulation of DNA-templated transcription
Cellular component (GO): Set1C/COMPASS complex
Molecular function (GO): DNA binding; zinc ion binding
Source: RefSeq, a predicted model, not a curated record
ACUAAGUUUUACCUUUUCCCUAUAAGUGGUGCUACAGUCGUCCACAUCUGUAUAAUGUAGAGUCGCCUAAAAAUAUUAAUUUUGGCAAAAUUAGGGGUUUUAUGUAUUGUAUUUUAAUAUACACAUAUUGAGACUGUAAUUAAAUCACAACAGAACCGACUAAUAAAACUUACAUACAAUAGUUUUUCCAUCUUUUGUUCUUCUUGUAUUCGUUUCUUUUAUGGUUGAAUACAUAGAUGUAUGAGCUCCGAUUGAUUUUGUAAAUACAUACAAUGCCUCAAAUUUGUUCGACAAUUGUACUUACUCUUUGAUUGAAGAAGUAAAGAAAUACAUGAUGGGAGUAUUGGAGUUUGAACUUCAACAUGGUCGUGGUUCGCUUUGUUAUGUUUAAUUGGUACUGAAGUUAAAAAUUUUUCGAUGUGAUAAGGCUUUCCAAGUGAUGAAUUUUCGAAAAAUUUGACAAACCAAUAAUCUAAAAUCAUGGCUGACAAAAGACAACAGAAUCUGUCGAAAGAAGAGAUAGCUAAACAGUUUAUGUUACCAGAGAGAAAAAGUAAAAUAGCUACUUUGUUGAAACAAGAUGGCCAAGCAUACUGUAUUUGCAGAAGCUCGGAUAGUUCUCGUUUCAUGAUUGGCUGUGACGCGUGCGAAGAAUGGUAUCAUGGUGACUGUAUAAAUAUUACAGAAAAGGAUGCCAAGCAUAUAAAACAAUUUUUUUGCAUUCGAUGCAGAGAAGAGGACCCUACUCUUGUGACUCGGUAUAAACCACGGAGAACAGAACAAGAAGAUCGUAAGUACAAGAAGCAUAAAGAGAAAGAGAAAGAUCGAGCUCAUAGGUACGAAUACGAUGCGCCUUGGGAUCCAACUUUAGUCAAGAAAUCGUCGAAACGUUGCGGACAAUGUACGGGAUGCUUAAGAACAGAGAAUUGUGGAAAAUGCGAUGCCUGCAGACAUUUGAAGAAAUUCGGACCCUCGGUACGGCUGAAGCUCAGAUGCAUACAGAGAACUUGCAGAGUAUUGGGCGAUCCGUUGAAACCCUCGAAGAGCUUCAACAAGAGCUCCAAGUUCAUCAAGAAACGGAAAAGAGAUUCGAGCAAUGAGAGGAACGAACACCUGGAAGUGCCCAGACAUUGUUACGGGCCGGCUUGCACAAAACAAUCACGACCCGGUAGCAAGUAUUGUUCCGACGAAUGCGGAUUGAAGCUGGCGACCAACAGAAUCUAUCAAGUGUUGCCUCAACGGAUACAGGAAUGGUCUUUGACGCCUUGCAUCGCGGAGCAGAACAACAGAAGAGCGUUAGAGUCUGUCAGGAAGCAGCAACAGGACGUUAGAAAAAUACUUCAGGAACUGGACAAAAGGCACACCGAGUUGGAUAGAAUCGUAGAACGGGCUAAACACGCAACUAUAGAUCCUCUGGCGGAAGUAGAUGACAACGAUGACACGGAGAUGAGUAUGUACUGUAUCACUUGUGGCCACGAGAUUCAUUCGAGGACUGCUAUCAAGCACAUGGAAAAAUGUUUCAACAAGUACGAGUCUCAAGCGUCGUUCGGCUCAAUCUUCAAGACGCGCAUUGAGGGACAGGUGAUGUUCUGUGAUUUUUACAACCCUGCGAAUCGAACCUAUUGUAAAAGAUUGCGCGUGUUGUGUCCGGAGCAUUGCAAGGACCCGAAAAUCAGCGAGACAGAGGUUUGUGGUUGUCCCUUGGUUACGAACGUGUUCGACUCUACCGGAGAGUUCUGUCGUGCUCCGAAAAAGAGUUGCGUGAAACAUUAUGUCUGGGAGAAACUGCGAAGGGCAGAAAUCGACAUGGAGAGAGUCAGGCAAUGGCUGAAAAUAGACGAAUUGGUGGAACAGGAGAGGCAAAUCCGAGCGAACAUGGCUUCCCGGGCCGGUGUGCUUGCCCUGAUGUUGCACUCGACCUACAAUCACGAAUUGAUGGAGCAGAUGACGCAAGAACAGAACAGAGAACAGUUGGAAGCAAUGGAAGAAGAAUUGCAACGCAGAUACGGUAUUUUACAGAAAGAACAAUCUGCGGUGCAAUGACCGUUGCUGUCUUCCGCUCUGGAACUUUCCAAACGUAUCUCCACCACGUGUUCAGUAUAGUGUUCUUCUAUUCAAAUAUGUUGUACAUACUCCGAUUAAUCGUAGAGAAUUGUUUUCGAAACAGAAUUGAAAUUAAUUGAAUCGAAUUGUGGUAGGCAAGACAAAAAAUAUUUGUUCGACGUUAGAGAAUAUUAACUACUGUAACGACAUCAGCGGAAUUAGUAUAUGUAUAUAGGUUCUAAAGGAUGCUUGUGUCUAUAGUAGAGCUUCGUGAACAACAAUAUUAUGCUCCGACCGACUGACUCUGUAUAAUUGUGUAUUUCUCUUUAUUUAUAACGUUCAAUUAAACUUUUGUAAAUUCAAAUUCAUAAUAUAAUUUGUCCAUUACCUA